AUGAUACCACAGUCGUUUCCCCAGGGCGUCUAUUCUCAUAUCAACUUUGCCUUUGGGAGCAUCGACCCGGACACGUUCAAGGUUGGACCGGCAACCGAUGCUGACGAGGCGCUCUAUCCGGCCCUUCGGCCGCUCCAGACCCGCGACUUGGGCCAGGAGCUUGAGAUCAAGUCCAUCAUUAGCAACAACGACCUGACACCGACACUAUAUGACGACGCAGCGGUUAAGAUCGUCACAUGGGGUGGCGACCAUGUCUCGGCGGCGUGCUGGUGGUCGGUGGACUACGACGACGGCAACAGCACGUACUCGGAGGGCCUGGCAGCGGCGCUGGGCAACGAGCUCAACGUGGGCACGGACACGGGCCUGACGCUGUCCGUGGCCGCGACAAGCAGCAAGGACACGACGCUCGAGACGCAGAACCAAUACUGCCGCUGGAGCAACUGUGGCGAAACAUGCGGCACUGGUUUCACCAGCAUCGUGCGUGACGACAAGAAGUCGCAGCUCAUGCUCGACUCGACCGAGUGUCCUCCGGGCAAGAGCCAGACGCAGACCCUGUGCUGCCCCACGUCGUCUGAGGUGCCUACGUGCCGUGCCGAUGGCGCGGAUUCCACAACAACGGCAAGUUCGGCCUGUUGCACCAUUACGGAGUCGACGACGCCGUGGUCCAAGUGUCAGUGGACCGACAGCUGCUACGAUGACGAGACCUGCCCAUCCGACUAUCCCAACUACGUCGCCCAGUCCCGAGACGGCUGGGGCGGCCGGCCGUCUUGCUCGAACGGCGCCAAACACAAGAAUUAUUGCUGCUCCGGAGACGCUGUCCCUGAUGCCUUCACCAACUGCGCAUGGGACGGGUUCGAGGUUGCCUUCACCAACGAGGCGUACUGCAGCGAUGCGUGCCCGUCAAGCUCCAUCCGUAUCGCUGAGCAGUCCAUUUCCACAAUGUGGGGUGCAGACAAGACCGCGCAUACCGACGGCUGUUUGUAUGGCAACGAGGCGUACUGCUGCUCCGGGGCCAAGACUUCUUCAUCCACCAGCCCACGCUCCACCAGCGGCACGAUUGUCUACGCCGAUGAGACAGCUGAGGAGUUUGACGCCUAUCUGCAGAAUUAUUUUAAGUCGCCCGUGUGCCCGGCCCAGUGGGAGGCCGAAUAUGACGCUGAUAUUUCGCUGGUGGUGCGGGACCUUGCCGAACAAGACCCUGGUGCUGCCUCAAACACCCAGACGAGGAACGACACGAUCACAACGAUCCAACGCCGCCCGGCCAACCCGUUGAGCUUACUGACCCACCGGGCCACAGACGAAAGCAUCACGCUGACGUUUUUGCUGCCCCUGAUCUCGACAUGGAUCACGUCCCGCUACCCCCGCGAGGACUUGACCGAGAUCUGGAACACGCGCAUCGAAGAGGCCGGGCUGGGCUCCGACGGCGCGAAUGCCUCUGUCCUUACCGACACGCUAUAUGGUGACAGCUGGUCUGGCUACCCGACCUACUCGCCGGACACGCUCAUCGCCGACGUGCUUUGCAACAUUGCCGAUUCCUCCGACGCCCUUCUGAACAUGCAGACGGCGACUGAGGGUCUUUGUGUAGACUACGGCGAGGGCGCCGAGGACGAAGAUGACGACGGCGACACAAGCAGUGAAUGGAAGCGCGAGGACACGGCGCUCUCUGUCCGGAACCUCGAGCCACUGACCAUGGCGGCCCGCAGCGCCGACGGCGUAUUGCCAUCCAUUGCGGCGGUCUUGACGGGCAUCAUGAACGUAGGAGUGGCGCCGGGCGGCACGGGAAACAACAGCCCUCGCUACACGUACGGCGACAACUCCCACUUUACAUCGACUCCUCCCGACCGCUGGGUGGUGAUGCACCUGCACAUCCCCAUAGACCAGUACACCUUCCGCGGAAACACCCAGGGCUGGUACCCGGGCGUCACCACCGUCACCAUGUACCACAGCCAGGGCUGCGUGCGCCCCUCGGCCGUGACCCGCGGCGCCACCCCAGACCACCGCGCCGAGCACCGCUACUCGCCCGACUACGCCUCCGGGUCCAUGAACACGGGCGACGCGGCCGGCUUCAACGACCGCGCGCAGGCCCUCAGCUGCGGCAUGCGCAACGGCUGCAGCGGCGUGCAGGCGCGGUGGUUCAUCGGCUACGACAACGCCGAGAACAUCAACGCCCUCAACGCAGCCCCGGGCGUGCGCGCCCGCCCCACGCAGCUGGCCGCGCUGCUGAGCCGGUUCGGCGUCUGGUUCCGCAGCAGCCGCGCCGCCGCCGGCAGCGUUGCCCUUCUCCGAGGCAAACCUGGCCUACCUGUUUCCCAACCUGGCCGCGGUCCGGACGGCUACCGCCACGGGGCGCACGCCGCCCCGCGGCACGCAUAA
Molecule: messenger RNA, 2373 nt
Organism: Diaporthe citri
Lineage: Eukaryota; Fungi; Ascomycota; Sordariomycetes; Diaporthales; Diaporthaceae
Exons: 5
Coding region: 1-2373 (790 amino acids)
Source: RefSeq, a predicted model, not a curated record